This is a messenger RNA of Eucalyptus grandis, 1114 nucleotides long. Its product is annotated as transcription factor MYB3R-5-like. Lineage: Eukaryota; Viridiplantae; Streptophyta; Magnoliopsida; Myrtales; Myrtaceae. The record is from RefSeq and is a predicted model, not a curated record. Bases 11 to 589 code for a protein of 192 amino acids. The transcript is spliced from 2 exons.
UGAUUCUGAGAUGAACACUCAUCUUCUGAAUCAAACUUGUAACUCAAGUCCUGCAAGUCCUGCUAGUUUUCUCACUCCACCUUGUGAGAGAAAUGGUGUUUUUUGUACACAAAGUCCAGAAUCUAUUCUCAGGCUUGCUGCUGAGACCUUCCCUAAUACUCCAUCUAUAUUGCGGAAGAGAAAAACUCAAGUUGCAAAGCAUUUGUUUUCUAAUAAAACUACAAAAGUAGAUGGGGAGAUUGUAAAAGACAGGGUUGAUUCUCCUGAUGUAGGGAGUAAUGGUAGUCUGGAGAAAUCCAUGUCUCAGAAUACAAGUGUCUAUGAUAGUCCUUGCCUCAGCAAUGGUGCCAGUGCCACUCUGUGCAAUGGUGGUGCUUUUAGUGCAUCUCCGCCAUAUCGGUUAAGAUCCAAACGAACUGCUCUUCUCAAAUCUGUGGAGAAACAGCUUGAUUUCACCUUUGAGGAAAUGAAGCUGGAUGGCAGUACAAAAUCGGUUGAUGUACCUAUGAAGGAGAAUGUUCAUAAUGCAGAGGGACCUUCUUCACAUGUUACAAAGAUGGUUUCAAUCCAGGAAUUGAAAGUGGACUAGUGGUGGAAGUAUUCUUAAAGUUUCUCGAAGUGGUGAUAAAUGGUAAACAUCCACCAGGGGGUUGAUGACAAGCAACCAUCUGCAUUGGAGAUCUGGUAAUCUGUCUUCAAUGCUUCACGUUUGUUGUCACAGAGACGGCUUGGGUUGGGAGAUUCGUUCCCAUCAAAUGGUUACCACGAUAGAAGAAAUUCAAAAGUAGAUGCUCCUUUAAAAAUAAAUGCAGUGGUAGAAGAUGGGGCACUUCCAAGUCUGUACAGAAAUCAUUUGAUAAAUGGGAAUUUGGUUGGUAUUACAUCCGGGUUUAUAAGAUGACUUCUCCUUUCCAAUACAUUUUUGUUUGUCAUCGGCUGUCAAUAUCAUACUAACAGCUCCAUUAGCACAGUGCUUCCCCACUUGUAAUUUAAGAAGGCCGUCAUCCCUUUUUUUUUGGAGUUUAUUGGAUUCAACUGUAUCUUUUGCUAUGCUUCCAAGUGUACAUGCUUUACUACUUCAAUGUUACAGCUUCUGAUUCUCUUGAGUGUUGAA